AGCGCCAUCGCCAACAACAUUAACAACAACAACAUCGGCCAAAGCAACACUGACAUUGGCGCCACUCAGUCAGUCACCCAUUCAGGCAGGCAGUUAGGCAGGCAGUUAGGCAGGCAGGCAGGCCAAGCAGCAGAGUCAGUCGGAUAAAGGACGAGUCGCCAAAACGGCCGUGCAACCAACCAGCAUGUGGUUUUCCACUCUGCUGCUCUCAUAUUUAUUCCAUGCAACGCCUCUGCUGCUCCUCCUCCACCUCUUGCUGCUGCCCCAAAACUGAAUACUGCUUGCCAUGGAUAUUAAAGUGACAGCGCGUUUCUGCGAAGGCGGCCACAUAUGUUCCUUGCCACGUGAAUGUUGCACUCAAGGCUGCUGUCCGCCAUACCAGGGUGGACCCCGCCAAUUGCCGCCGCCAUCGGAGCAUGUCCUGAAUCUGUUCUUCAUUAGUCACUGGUUUUUUUGGUGUGUUGUGGUUGCCAUCAUUCUGGCCAUACUCUGCGCCUACUCGCUAUGGAAGAAACGACGCACGCUUUGCGGCUGGGGCUUCACGGAGCAUCAUACGCAAUCGGAGGGUGAUUCCGCUGGUUCCUGUUAUGCACCACCCCAAUACAGUCGCUGCAACUCGUUCCAUCAUCCCCCACCGCCGUACACAGAGGUGACCUCGAAGCCAGACCUCUACCCACUCGUAUUCACCUGCAACAGUGACAAUGGCAAGGGCAAUGGCUCCAGCUACCUCAUGGUGCAAUACUUCCGUAACUAUAUUGUGCGGCCGGCGGGUUCGCUGUCGGCGGCCAGCACUGUGGACUCGCUCAGCUCCAGCUUCAUUUGCAAUGCGAAUGAGGCCAACACGCUGGUACCACCGCCGUAUUCGCGUGCGGCCAGCCCCGACAUGGCGAUGCACUACACGAUGCGGGGUCAGCAGCCGACGAACUCUUUGGGCCAUGGCGCCUCGCAAUACACGCUGCCACGCUCCGCCUCGCAAUUGGUCUGCCACAAUCCGGCAGUAGCCGUGGCAGCGGCCCCCACAGCUGCUGGAACGGCGGCAACGGCCACCUAUCAGCCACGACAGGCACACUACGCGGCCGUCACGCUGCAGGGCAACGCACAUUACAGCACACGGAUGCACAACUCGGAGAGUGGACACUUUUCGCCGGACGAGUCGGGUGGCGAAAGCAGUCGCAGCGGGAGCGCCAGCACCAGUCAGAAUGGACGGCCGCCCGGCCCGCCGGGAACCGGUUUCCUGCAAUCCCAGAGCGAUCAACACUUCCGCUAUAUGGGCAAUAGCAGCAGCAGCAUCAGUGAUAUUUUCGUGAACAAUAGCUGUGCGGCCGGCCUGGGAUUUGGCCUAGGAUCCCAAGGUGCGGUGGAGGGUAGCGAUGCGGCCAUAGCCACAGAUGUCGCCUCACUCUCCAGCCUGGCAGUGGCCGCCGGCGGCACACCAGUGAUCUACAGCAAUGGUUGCAUAAAACCCAAUCCCUUGCAUCGCGUGCACACCAAUCCCACGCACUUCAAGACCGAGCUGGCGGCGGGCAGCGAGCAGGUCUAUAACUCCUGCAGCUCCAUGUCAGCCGAACCCAAUGGCUCGGCGAGCGGAGAGUUUCGCGACCUUCACUUACUCCGGCGCAGUCUGGAGACCUGCUGCCAAUUGCUGCAACAACAGCAGCAGCAGCAGCAACAACAACAACAACAGCCCACGGUUAUGGCACAGACGAGCACAGCGGGGGCCAGCUAUAUGACAACAUCUGGCACAGGGUCUGGCGUCAGCAGCUUGGCCAACAUAGGUACCCCUGGGUCGCCACCCCAGGCGACGAGUCCAACGGGGGAGGUGCGCGAAAUUCUCGAUCAGAUACGUCAAUUGCAGGCGGGCGUGAGCUAUGAAGAGCUGCUCAUCAGAACGGGUAGCACCACUGGCGGUGGUGUAGGCGGUGGUGCUGCCAGCAAGCCCCGAUUACAUCACACCCUAUCCACACCCGGCUCAAGCAGUCUCAGCAAAUUGCCCGCAGAGCAGUCGCAACGCACAAUGUUGGAGGCGUCGUCGUUCAACCGACGACCCUCAACCCUGCAACAAGAACAACAACAAACACAGGCUGUGAACAUGUCAGCACGCACGACCAUGCCCACAUUUGCGCCCAUUGCCGCACCCGCACCCGCCCCCGCACCACCAGCACCCACGCAAAGCAAAACGAAAAAGUUCUAUACGCCCAAGCCGAACAAAGCGCUCUACAUGCCCAUGGUGAGUGGUUGCGGUGGUGCGAGUGGUGCUGGUAGUAGCGGUAUUAGCGGCAGCACCGGUGCCACCCUGGCCAGCUGCAUGCUCAAGAGCCCCGUGAGCAGCGUCGUGAGUGGCGCCAACUUCUUCACGAAUCGUGGCCGCUCACGCAAGGGUUGGAUCUCGCGUUCGGCACCCACCACCCCCGGCACCGGUCUGCCCCCCAGUCUGGGUCUCAGCGAUGACAGUCCCCUGCUGAACGAACACGACGAAGAUGCGGAGGGGGAGCAGAAUGCGGAGCUGGAUUAAUAACUUCCACGCCAUCGUCGUUGCAAUGCAUUAAGGGCCAACUCCAGGCAGCAGUAGUAUUUGACCCGAAAAUUCCAACAUUGUGCACCCCAAGUAGCCCCAAAAGUAAAAGUAAUCUGCAUUACUUUCUUUUCUGGUUCGAUUUAACGAAGAAAAUAAUUUAAUAGAAGUCAAAUAUACUUACGAGUAUGUACUUGUAGAUUAUUUAAAUCGUGCUCGAAAACACUUUUCGAGUAUUUUUCAAUUUUGCAGAAG
Molecule: messenger RNA, 2767 nt
Organism: Scaptodrosophila lebanonensis
Lineage: Eukaryota; Metazoa; Arthropoda; Insecta; Diptera; Drosophilidae
Product: mucin-19
Exons: 5
Coding region: 287-2512 (741 amino acids)
Cellular component (GO): cytoplasmic vesicle membrane
Source: RefSeq, a predicted model, not a curated record